ACUGCGUGUGACGUAAGCGAUGAGCAACCAAUAGCAAGAUACAUAUGCGCAGCACAGUUGCGCAGUUGCAAUGUGAGGAGCGCAGCCAUUACACAUGGUCCUAAAGCUUUGCAAACCGUCGGCCAGAUUACAUUGCUUUAACACUUUUUUUGUGCAAAAAUCUUCCAAAUAUACCGAUGUUAGCUCAAAUUUGGGGAGUUUUAUACAUUUAUGCGCAGGAAAGUUGUGAAGCAACCUGGUUAGUAAAGUAUUGCCAGGUUCAGCGUGUUUGCUAGUGCCAGUAUAGGUUCACGUUUUGCGGAUAUUUUUCUUAUCGCAUACACGGUUUAAUUUACAUCAAAUAGUCGUGUAAUAAUGGGCACACCUCUUAGAAAUGAAUCGUCUGCAGAUAGUUGCGAUGACCUCACAACUGCAACCGACUCGACUGCAAUCUUGUCUACUGCACGAGCUUUACAGCCAGGAGAGCAACUAAAGGCCCCAACUCCUGUUUUGCUUUAUGUUAACAGUGCUAUAUCAUCACCCUCAAUAUUCACCAAUAGAGACAAUAAAGUCCCUCAUGGUGGUCAUGGAACUGAGGCAGUUUCGACAUCAUCUGAGUUUUCCCAUGGUGCUAUUGUGCACCUCAUUGAAGCAAUGCAAAAGUGCAAGGAUGUUUAUAGCUCCCGUGAGCGCGCACUUCUCUUCCAGAGUGUUCAGAAAGAACUGGAGAGCCACGGUUAUUCCUUACCUAUAGAGAAGAUUCGUCGCAAAUGGAACAACCUCAUUGUUACGUACAAGAGGGUUAAAGAUCGUAGCUCAUUGUGUGGGGGCCCGACAAAGACCUCAUGGGAGUACUUUGAGAUGAUGGAUAAUAUUUUAGGGCAAAACAGAUUUGUUCAGACAAGCCCUGCCUCAGCCACUUUUGUUGGAUUUGCAACCACAACUAAAGCCACUGGAAAAUCCACGGUACGUUCAUCUAACAGCGUGCCAGUGGCUGCAAUGACCACCCCAUGUCUGCUUCCCAGUGGCAUCAUCACAACAUCUUCCCAGAUCCCUACAGUGGUGACUUCCCCAGUACUGUGCAAGGUUACCCCCAAAUCAAAGCCCAGUACCUCUUGUAGCACAGACACACCAUUUCCCGCCAUCUCAAGUAAGCCAUCUUCACUGGUAAGCCGUCAGCCGCUGAAACGUAAAUUAAGACAUCUUCGGCUCAACUCAAUGGCUACGCGGGCAGCCCAGCACAAUAGCCAAGCUGGGGAACGCACUUCGAUGCUUCGUAAUUUUCUCAGCAGUCAAGAAGAGCGUACUGAGUUAGAGGAGCAACGUCAGUGCAAGAUAGAUGCACGAGAAAGGCGCAAGGAAAAAAGUGCACGUGUGAUGGCUGAUGCUAUGGGAACGAUGGCAACGGCACUGGAGUUGAUCUCAUCUAAGCAGGAUACCAUUAUCGCUCUACUUCAGAGACUCGCUGACAAGCAUUAAGAAAAAUAUCACCUUCCUGUUUCUCUUAUUUUUUUAUAUUACCUAAAUGCUGAAUUGAGUUUCAUUUUAGUUGCAUUUUGAAGUGUAUAUGCUAUCAAAAUUCUUAAGUAAUCAUUAAGUCUACAUUGUAGAUAUGAAUUUUUUGGCCUGUUCAGAAAGCUUGAAGUAAUAUAGUCUAUAAAAAUUCAUAAAUAUACUUAAUACAUGUAUUUUUAACUUGUUAACAAUAUGUUCAAUGCAGAACAUAGUUAGAACUUAGAUUAAGAGAAUAUUAGGUCAUAUGUUUGUUAACUAAAAUACUGGUUUACACUUUUCAAAAUAGUUUAAAAUAAUAAACGAGUGAU
Messenger RNA from Triplophysa rosa, 1802 nucleotides. RefSeq lists its product as uncharacterized. Bases 355 to 1458 code for a protein of 367 amino acids. Lineage: Eukaryota; Metazoa; Chordata; Actinopteri; Cypriniformes; Nemacheilidae. The record is from RefSeq and is a predicted model, not a curated record. The transcript has 4 exons.